AUGAGUCAUCAUUCGCAAACAAAAAAAUAUGAGAGUUUAGAUAUCAUCAUUCCUGUUGAAGAAGAAGAAUUAAACAAUACUAGAUUUUAUACGCAUAAUAUUUACGAGCAUUUGUAUAAUGGUAGAAUAGGUGCUCCAGUUCGUGAAAAAUUAUUGAACGGUGCCAAAGUUGCUGCCGACUAUCCAAAUUCAGAAUUUUAUGGAGUUGAUUUUGCUAUACCAGAUUAUUUUGUCUCACCAUAUUUUGGAGAUAAAGCUAAUGUUACAUUCAUUGAAUGUGAUAUUUAUAAAAAGUUACCAUUCCCCGAUAAUGAAUUUGAUUAUGUUUUUUCUAAAGAUAAGUGUUUAUAUAUGGAAAGAAGUAAAUUUCAACAAGUUUUAUUAGAACUCUUUAGAGUAUUAAAACCUGGGGGUUGGUUAGAGACCGGGAAAGCCGAACAUAUAUUAUGUCGAGCGAUAGACACUCAGAUAAAAGGCGGAUAUGCUUUUGGAGAGUUUAUUACAGAAGUUAUUUUAUUUAUUUAUAGAAGUUCAAGAGAUUAUUUGGCGCCUUUUAUGAAUAUUUCACUUGAAGAAUAUGAUAGCUUGUUGAAUAAUGCUGAAAGUGAAUUCAUUGCCGAAGAUAACAAAACAACAUUAAAAAACAAGCAA
Molecule: messenger RNA, 651 nt
Organism: Cetraspora pellucida
Lineage: Eukaryota; Fungi; Glomeromycota; Glomeromycetes; Diversisporales; Gigasporaceae
Source: the annotation of a GenBank genome assembly